Dunckerocampus dactyliophorus (ringed pipefish) is the source of this 1179-nucleotide messenger RNA. RefSeq names its product radial spoke head component 9 (gene rsph9). Lineage: Eukaryota; Metazoa; Chordata; Actinopteri; Syngnathiformes; Syngnathidae. The record is from RefSeq and is a predicted model, not a curated record. Gene Ontology annotation, cellular component: radial spoke; axoneme. Gene Ontology annotation, biological process: cilium movement involved in cell motility; motile cilium assembly; axoneme assembly. The transcript has 5 exons. Bases 253 to 1074 code for a protein of 273 amino acids.
AGACGCCCCGCACACACCAAUCAGAUGCUUUGUUUAAGCGCUGCUAUGGCAACCAGGCAGCACUCGAUAAGUGAUGCUCAGUGAGUUCACCUGCGAGUCGAAACCCGACGACAGCGACGCAAAAGACUAACCAAAUGAUAAAAAUGUGUGACUACUCGAUUUAUUGACAUUACAGUCACCGAGCGGAAUGUCCGGAGGUGCUGCCUUGCGUUAGCUAGCAAGCGAAGCGAAGUGUCGCCUGCGUCGAUACCAAUGGACGCCAAUUCGUUAUCCUACUUCCUGGAGCUGGUAGCCGGGAGCGGGUGCAUUUUGAACUCGGAGCAAAGAGCAGCUCUGCAAACGUCACUGAUUAUUUUGAAAAAGAACUACAAAUUCAACCGGGUGUUGUUUUGGGGCAAAAUACUCGGAUUAAAAGAGCAUUACUUUAUCGCUCAAGGGAGAAGGGGCGAUGAGCUGAAGGACACGCAGCAUUUCUACAGCUUCAACUGCAUCGAAUGGUUCCUGAUCCCCUCCACCACGACUGAAAUGAUCGAGGACGUUUCCAAAACCGCCAAGGGCCGAUUCGAAGGUGACCCGUCUUUUGUGUACGAGCAAAAGCAAGGAGACAAAUUUGACGCUUCAGCCGAGGAGUCAACUAAGAAAGUGACCGAGGAAACCAGGCUCGCCGUGACAGUUCACCUCAUCAACGAGGAAGCAUCGGUGGUACCGCGGGGCGCCUUCAUCAAUACCACGCACGGGGUGGUCCAGAUCAAUCGAAGCUUUGGCGGUCUUUCUUACUUUCAAGCCGGGAAACUGGAACACUUUCUUCACUUUACUCAACCUAAGCACCUGAAGAAGAAGACCCUCCUGGAGAUGGCCGAUUUGAACCCCGCCUUGGACUUCCUGGAUCCGCUGAGUGAGGACAUUCCAAAAGGAUCAUGGAGUCUUCAGUUUGAAGGUGCCAACAAAGUGUGCGUGAUUCGCAGCCUGCUGUGGUUGGGCCUGACCUUCUACCACGUGACCAUGACGCCGCUGCACGGAUGCGUCUACAUCGGAUAUGGAACCAAGAACUUGGACCUACCCUUCAUGCUUUAAAAAGAAGUUUAUUUUAAAGGGAUAAACCUUUUUGUUUCAUUCAGUUUGCACGCAUGCAGAAAAAAAAAUCUGAAUAGUAUCACUUUUAGUUCUCUCUAGGGGCUU